AUGGUAACCGAGUUACGAUGCCUGCGAAAGCGGGAACAGCAGCUCCGAAAGUUGUUAGAUGGCAUACAAUUCUUUGUUGAUGAGUUUGAAGAAGAGCGAGACAACGGACAGGUAGAUCUGCGGUUGCAAGGACUGGAUGAAGUUUAUAAAGAAUUUUUCGUGAUUCGGAGCAAGCUAGAAUUAUUACUUGAGGAUGCAGAGGUUCAGAAACAUGCUGAAUCUGAUCCUGAUGUGAAAGUUGAGGCUUUGGAACAACUAGAUGACGAAAACGACCGUAUUCUUCAAGAGUUCCAAAAGCAGUUCUAUGUCCUGAAGGCAUCGCUGCUAGCGUUGUUACCUUCUCAUCAUGAGUCCGGAUCGCAGAAUAAUCGAGAUGAUAGUUGUGACAUACAACCGCCAGUGACAUUUUCGAAAGUGAAGUUACCAGAAAUCCGUCUACCGUCAUUCAGUGGUAAGAUUUUUGAAUGGGUAACCUUCCGUGAUGCGUUUUUGAGUCUUAUACACAGUAAUCCGCAGUUGAAUGAUAUGGAUAAAUUCACAUACCUGAGGUCGUCGCUGACUGGAGCUGCAUUGCAAGAAAUAAGCUCGGUGGGAUUGUGCGCUGCUAACUAUACAAUCGUUUGGGAAAUGUUAGAAAGACGGUAUGAGAAUAAAAAGCUUAUUGUAAAGGCUCACUUGGACGCACUGUUUGCCAUUGAAGAAAUCAAACGAGAGAGCUUCGAAAAACUCAACUAUGUCAUCAGCGAGUUCGAGAAAAAUCUCCAAAUGUUAGAAAAGCUCGGUGAGAACACUUCCGGGUGGACCACCAUUCUUGCAUACAUGGUGUGCUCAAAACUCGACUCCGCUACGCUUCGUCAGUGGGAAAAUCAUCAUAGCUCGAAAGAAGUUCCUACAUAUACCGCUUUAAUCAGUUUUCUUCGAAAUCAUUGCGACGUUCUGCAAUCAAUUGUUACUGUUAAAACCCAAACUCCAGAUCAACGUUCAUCUAAGCAAUCCGUUUGUCACGCCACAGUAAAGACACCAAAUAGAUGCCCGUUUUGCAACGAAUCGUGGCAUGUCGCUUUCCAGUGUGUUACAUUUCAACGUAUGAAAGUUUCGGAGCGUGUUGAAGCCGUCAGUACACAUAAGUUGUGUCGUAACUGUCUACGUCCAGGCCAUUACGCGAGUUCCUGCGAAAGAGGAGUAUGUCGUCAUUGCCAGAAGAAGCAUCACUCUAUGCUGCAUGGACCGUCAAGGUUCUCCGUUCCACACUCGCAACCGAAAAUUACGCCACAAGAACCACAGCCGCGUCAGUCUCCAAAUAAGCAACACAAUCCGAACCAACAGACACACACAACCACUGCCAAUUUGCAACGCACAAACAAUACACAGCCUACCACAGACACGCCCACCACAAGUCAAACUUGCGUAGCACUUCCCAACACGACAACACAGAACAUACUUUUGUCAACCGCUCUUGUAACAAUUAAAGAUCGAUUUGGAAGAACCAUGUUGGCACGAGCUCUACUCGACUCGUGUUCGCAGCACUGUCUAAUGACGGCAAGUUUUGCCAACAAGCUACAGCUUCGGGAAACACCAAAAUACUUAUCAGUCCAAGGAAUCGGUUCAGCAAGAUCCGUUUCAACAAAGUUGGUCAGUGCCGAAGUCGGUCCCAGAUCCAGGAUUAUUUCACCGUUUACUGAAGAGAUGCAGUUUCACGUACUGCCGAAGUUAACUGUCCUCCUACCAACAGCGAAGGUUAAUCCUGUUGAGUGGAAUCUUCCAGAUUCAACGUUAAUUGCGGAUCCCAGUUUUCAUGAACCGGGUCCAGUUGAUUUAAUCAUUGGAGCCGAAUACUACAUGGACUUGCUGAAGGAUGAGCGAUGGAAAGCAACGCCUUUAGGUCCGACCUUACAGAACACGGUAUUUGGUUGGAUAGUCUCUGGACGAGUUCCUGCAGAUUCAAGCAGCGAGACACAUUCACUGGUUCAUGUAUGUUCGACAGCGGAGGUCGAAGAACAGCUUACAAGAUUCUGGGAACUCGAGACAUGCCAUACUACAAGCAUCAAUUCCGUCGAAGAAUCCACUUGCGAGAAACUCUUCGAGAAGACCACUGAGAGAGAUGAGAAGGGUAGAUUUUUAGUAACUCUACCGAAAAGAGAUAAUGUUAUCAAUAAUUUGGGGGAAUCGAAGGCAAUAGCUCUCAAGCGAUUCAUGAGACUAGAGCGUCGAUUCGCUGCCAAUCCAGAAUUAAAAGCAUUAUACUCAAAUUUCAUUCACGAGUAUCGGACUCUUGGUCAUAUGAGGGAGAUAAACGAUAAUACUGUCAAAUGCAAGACUUAUUAUUUGCCACAUCAUGCUGUUCUAAAACCAGACAGUACCACCACGAAGUUACGAGUGGUGUUCGACGCAUCUUGCCGGACUUCAACCGGAGUUUCCUUGAACGACGGCCUAAUGGUUGGUCCUGUCGUCCAAGAAGACCUACUCAGUAUAGUUUUACGCUUUCGUGUUCACCGAUUUGCAAUAGUGGCCGAUAUUGCAAAAAUGUAUAGAAUGACGUUCGAGUUAACAACCGUUACGUACGGCACCGCAUCUGCCCCGUAUUUGGCUACAAAAUGCCUGCAAACUUUAGCACAGCAAGGAGAGCAAGCGUACCCAGAUGCCUCCCAGGUAUUGAAGCACGAUUUCUACGUGGACGAUAUGCUUUCUGGAGUCGACAACAUCGAAGACGGAAAGAAACUGAUUCCACAGCUGGUCCAACUUCUACAGUCCGCCGGAUUUUCACUUCGCAAGUGGAAUUCUAACAGUAGAGAACUUAUUUUGAAUGUACCAGAACAGCUAAGAGACGAUCGUUCAAUCUUGGAGUUAGACUCAUCAAGUACACCCAUCAAGACGUUAGGACUUGUAUGGGAGCCUAGUACCGACAGUUUUCGAUUCAGUAUCCCAAAAUGGAACUCAGCAGCUGUAGUUACCAAGCGUACAGUACUAUCAGACGUCUCUCGAUUAUUUGACCCUUUAGGUCUGGUCGGUCCUGUCAUCAUUCAGGCAAAAAUUUUUAUCGAGCAAUUGUGGAAGAAUGAUUGUUCGUGGGAUGAACCACUCAAAGUAAACCUACAAGAAUAUUGGCAUGAGUAUCGGAGAAAUCUAGCUGGAUUAGAUAGUCUUUCUGUUCCAAGAUGGAUUGGAAUAUCAAACAACGUUGUAUCUGUGGAACUACACGGUUUCUGCGACGCAUCUGAAGUCGCAUAUGGAGCCUGCGUCUAUAUUAGAACUGCAACAGAGACUGGAUGCGUAUCUGUGCGAUUGUUAAAAUCCAAGUCGCGAGUAGCACCAUUGGAAAACUUGAAGAAAAGAAAGAAAGGACAGUCCAUACCUCGCCUGGAGUUGUCGUCAGCUCUUUUGCUUGCUCAUCUGUACGAAAAGGUCGAUCAAAGUCUCCGUAUCUCCGUUGAAUCAUUUUUCUGGACAGAUUCAAUGAUCGUAAAGUGUUGGCUGGCAUCAUCGCCGUCCAGAUGGAAGCAAUUCGUGGCAAACCGAGUCUCCGAAAUUCAGCACAUCACGAAGGAUGGUAUUUGGAACCACGUUGCCGGUGUUGAGAAUCCAGCAGACAUUAUCUCUCGUGGGAUGACCCCUGCCCAACUUCAAUAUCAAAAUGUAUGGUUUCAUGGCCCACAGUGGUUAUUACUAGACGCAGCACAUCGACCGCAACCUCAACGAAUACACGAAGAAAAUAUCGAGACUGCAAAUUUGGAGGAGAAAACAACAAGUUUAGUCGUUCAAACAACUUCAUCUAGUGAUAUCUUCAAUCUACGAUCAUCUUUGUCGGAACUCGUUCGCAUUACUGCUUAUAUUCGCCGCUUUCGGUUCAAUGCUCAAGUUGUCAAUCGUAAUUGUAGAAAGAGUGGGUUUCUUUCGUCAUCAGAGCUCCACGACGCAUUAAAAGCAUUGGUUAGGGUUGCUCAACAGGAAAGUUUUCCACAAGAACUUUCCGAUCUAUCCAAGCAGACUCACGUUCGGGAUUCAUCACGUAUACGUUCUUUAAAGCCGUGUCUCAUUGAAAGCAUACUGUGCGUCGGCGGCCGGCUGCGACAUGCAGUAAUAUCACCGAGCCGCAAGCAUCCGUACAUUCUCGAUCCACAUCACCCGUUCACAAAAACCAUAGUCAUUCACUAUCAUCGAACAUUGUUUCAUGCUGGGCAACAACUGUUGAUUUCAACUAUGCGAGAACGUUUUUGGCCUGUGUUUGCAAGAAACUUAGUAAGACAGGUAAUUCAUGAGUGCGUUGCUUGUUUUCGAGCACGACCCAAGGCUCAUGAACAAAUCAUGGCUGAUCUUCCCCCCGAAAGAGUAGUUCCCUGUUCUACUUUUCAAAGAGUGGGAAUCGAUUUCUGCGGCCCCUUUUUUAUAGUAUAUCCUCAUCGCCGUUGCCGGCCAACAAAAUGUUUUAUCGCCGUGUACGUCUGUCUUGUAACUAAAGCUAUCCAUAUGGAAGUAGUCGCUGAUCUCACAACACAAGCGUUUGUGGCAUCGUUAAGACGUUUCUCAGCUCGACGUGGGAAACCAGAGUUGAUUAUGUGUGACAACGCAAAGAAUUUCGUCGGAGCUAAGAGAGAGCUUGAUGAACUUCGAAAUCUGUUUCUCAGCCAACAGUUCCAGAAUACUGUUCUAAAAGAGACGGCCAAGGAUAGUAUUGAAUUUAGAUUCAUACCAGCCCGAUCGCCAAACUUCGGUGGAUUGUGGGAAUCUGCGGUUAAAUCGUUUAAAACGCUGUUCAAACGUACUAUCGGUCUGCACACUUUGGUAUACGAUGAAAUGCAAACGAUUCUAGUUCAGAUUGAAGCUAUUCUGAACUCUCGGCCACUUACCCCGGUUAGCAAUGACCCUGAUGAUUAUGAAGCGCUAACCCCAGGGCAUUUUUUAAUACAACGUCCACUGACGGCAAUACCAGAACCAGAUGUCGGAGAGAUACCAGAAAACAGAUUAUCUGCUUGGCAAAGGGUGCAGCGUUUUACUCAGCUACUGUGGAAGAAAUGGUCGAUGUUGUAUUUAUCGAAUUUGCACAACAGAACGAAGUGGACACGACAAAGAGACAACAUCCACGUCGGAACUAUGGUUGUUCUUAAAGAAGAAAACCUUCCUCCAUUGAAGUGGCAGCUAGGUCGAGUAAGGGAGAUUACAACCGGCUCAGAUGGCAAUGUUCGAGUCGUCAAAGUACAGACAAAGGAUGGUAGUUACCAACGUGCAAUCUCGAAAAUUUGUGUACUACCCAUCCGUGAUAAUAUUUCACCUGCUGAGGAGUAUUAA
Messenger RNA from Malaya genurostris, 5283 nucleotides. RefSeq lists its product as uncharacterized. The transcript is spliced from 2 exons. Gene Ontology annotation, biological process: DNA integration. The record is from RefSeq and is a predicted model, not a curated record. The coding region runs from base 1 to 5283 and encodes 1760 amino acids. Gene Ontology annotation, molecular function: nucleic acid binding; zinc ion binding. Lineage: Eukaryota; Metazoa; Arthropoda; Insecta; Diptera; Culicidae.